AAUUGGAACAGUGUUUUUAGUUGGUGAUCAAUCCGUUGGAUGCCGCUGGUAUCGCUGUUGUUUGGAGUGUUUGGACCGUUAAAUACUUUUAUUUUUUGUUUAUGUGUGGUUAAAUUUGAGUGAUUACAGCGCUUGUUUAUUGCAGCAUAAACCAUGUCUCGGUACCGCAAAUGCGCAGUUAGAGGCUGUCAGGACAGUGUUUCAGUACGACUAUAUGCUAUAGACAAUGCUGCUGGAAGCUUAAGGGCGAUGCCAAAAUUGACAGAAUGCCAUGUCAAUAGAAAUUGUAUAAAGAAGAUGAAGGUUUCAUAUGCUACCCAAGUAUUCAGUCACACUGUGGCAUCUGUGAUGACUCUAAUGGCACGUGCAGGAAUAGUGGGCAUACAAGGUGAAAAAUUAUCCGAAACUGCACAAGGAACAGCAAAAGUUCUCAAGUUUUUUGAUGAUCUCAUGGAUAGUGUCAAUGGGUACAGCCUAUAUCCAUCCAGUGGGAAACCCCUGAGGUCUGCUGUAUCUCGAUGCACAGAUCACUUUGAAUUCUGGGUUGAAGCUCGUCAAACAUUAAGAAAGAUGUAUUACCAAGCAGAGGGUACCGAAGAACGAUUGAGGCCACCAUCAUUGGUCAACUGGACAGUCACCAUAAAUGGCAUUAUAGACAUAUUUGAGAUGUUGGAACAAGGCAACGUGAAUCACUUGAAGUGUAGGCGACUGAACCAAGACCCAAUUGAAAAUUUCUUUGGCCAGAUCAGACAGCAGGGUUUACGAGACACCAAUCCGACUUGUAGUCAUUUUAAAAAUCAUUUCAAAACAUUACUGAUAAACAACUUUUCUAGCCGCCUCUCUAUGUCAGCUAAUUGUGAAAGUGAAAAUUCCAAAAAUAUCAUAGUGGCAGUGAAAAAGUUCAUCACUGUAGAUGUGGUAGUGCCUUCAAGAACAGAUUUUUGUUCAUUUCCAUCAGAAAUACCAAACUUUGCACUGCAGUACAUAAGUAAAGUUAGUUUAGGAUAUGUAAGUGGUUUCAUCACCAAAUAUGUAAAAAAAGAUAUUUCUUCAUGUGAAGUUUGUAUAAGAGAUAUAUUUUCAGAAAAUCCUGUGGAUGAGUGGCAUGCUCUUAUAGCUGAAAAAGAAUACUUGAAAACCAUGCCUGCAAAAUUAAAAUAUUGUCAUUUGAGAAUAAUACAAAAAUUUGCUGAAUUAUACAAUAUUACUAUGCAUAUGGUGCCACAGUUAGCAUAUAAGGCAAAUUCAGUUGGACUGUUGGUAAAUUUCAUAAAAUCAAAGAUCAGUUUACCACUCAGCUGCCCUAACCAUAAAGAGUCAUUAAAUUCCAAAUUGAUAGAAAAGUUCACAUUUUUUCUGGGCCAUAACUGGACAGUAGGCAUAAAUAGAGCGCUGAGUGGUAGAGAUCUACGGCCACUGAAUAAUGAUCCGGUCAUUAAACAGGCCAAAGAAAUCUACCUUAAGAAUAGGAGGUACAGAAAGUAGAUUAUAAUGGACAACCAGUAUAUUUAAGUGCCAUAUAAUUUUUAUAUUGUUACAUUUAGAUGUAGGAUAUAGAUAUUUGAUAGGAGGUUCGAAACGUAGUAACAUCGCUCCUUAAAUCGUAGGUUUUCCUGCAGUUUAUAGUGAAAAGAAAAUUGUGAAAUCUGUCAGGAGUCGAGUGUUUAGUGCACUCUUCAUCUCGAAUGUAAGAUCUCCACUAUUGCAUGUCAAAUAUUUGAGUAAUUGCACAUAUCCUUAUACUCCUCAGCAUCAUAUAAAUUGAACUUAGGUCUAGUUAACAUUGAAGAGUACUGUAAAAGACAUUGUCUGAAGAUCAAUGCUUCAAAAUGUUCUACCAUGCUAUUUGGCCCAAAACUGUUAGUACAAUGGUUAGAUGGCCGAAUUGUUCCUAGUCUUAACGACACCCAUACUCCUAUAGUAGACCAUGCGAAGAAUUUAGGGAUGAUCAUGGAUUUGAGGUUUAACAUGUUACGCAUUUAUCUCGCUUAACAUACAUGCGUUUGAAGAUAUACAACAAUCGCCAUAUUCUGAAUUUCAAGACUCGCAAAAAA
Acanthoscelides obtectus is the source of this 2054-nucleotide messenger RNA. NCBI's taxonomy places the organism in Eukaryota, Metazoa, Arthropoda, Insecta, Coleoptera, Chrysomelidae. The record is from the annotation of a GenBank genome assembly.